Messenger RNA from Onychostoma macrolepis, 5957 nucleotides. RefSeq names its product inositol polyphosphate-5-phosphatase F (gene inpp5f). The record is from RefSeq and is a predicted model, not a curated record. Gene Ontology annotation, molecular function: phosphatidylinositol-4-phosphate phosphatase activity. Gene Ontology annotation, biological process: phosphatidylinositol dephosphorylation; regulation of endocytic recycling. The transcript has 20 exons. Lineage: Eukaryota; Metazoa; Chordata; Actinopteri; Cypriniformes; Cyprinidae. Gene Ontology annotation, cellular component: clathrin-coated endocytic vesicle; early endosome. The coding region runs from base 318 to 3695 and encodes 1125 amino acids.
UUGUUUCAGUCGUUGCUGCUCCCCUCAGUGGAAAAUAUUAGACCGACCGGCACAUUUCCGAACCACAGUAUCGCCCUUAUUAAACGGACAUUAAAUGCACCGACGAUUCAUUUUCGAUGAUCUGCCAGUAGCUACCAUAGAGGCACGAUGCUUUAUCAGAUUAUUAUAAACGUUUACACUGGUACACAGCUAGCAGGUUAGCUGGCGUCUAUUGGGAUUGCCAGUGGACGAAGAGCGAGCUGCUUCAUUUCCUCGUUUCUCGGAUCGGGAACAAAUCCAGCGGUGUGGUGUCGGGAAGCUCGUAUGUUUUGGUGAACAUGGAGCUAUUUCAAGCUAAAGAUCAUUAUAUUCUCCAGAGCGGAGAUAACGCGCUGUGGUGCAGCAGGAAGGAUGGAUCUAUGGCCGUGAGACCGGCGACUGACCUGCUGCUAGCAUGGAAUCCUGUCUGUCUGGGCCUUGUAGAAGGUAUUAUUGGAAAAAUACAGCUUCAUGCCGAUCUUCCUCUGGGCCUGAUUCUGAUUCGCCAGAAAGCACUGGUGGGCCAGUUGCCAGGAGACCAUAAAGUCUACAAGAUUACUAAGAUCGUAGUCAUUCCACUCUCAGAGGAUGAACCACAGGAUCUGGAAUUAGAGCUCUGUAAAAAGCAUCAUUUUGGAAUCAACAAACCAGAGAAAAUCACCCAGUCACCGGACGAGUCCAAGUUCCUGUUGAAGACCCUGAGUCAGAUCAAAUCUAAUGUUGCCGUUCCCAUGAAGAAAAAGUAUUCCCCUGCCUUUCAGGUCAAAGAGAAUAAAGAGAAGGAACGUCUGGAGAGACGGCUGCUUGAUGAGCUCUAUAAGAUAUUCAUGGACUCGGAUUCAUUUUACUAUAGUCUGACCUAUGACCUCACCAAUACGGUCCAGCGACAGGGAGAGUUAGGCAAGUCAGAUCAGCCCUUGUGGAAAAAGGUGGAUGAUAGAUUUUUCUGGAACAAGCACAUGAUCAAAGACCUCAUUGACUUGCAGGUGCCUCAAGUGGACUUUUGGGUGAUUCCUAUCAUCCAAGGCUUCGUGCAGGUGGAGGAGCUGGUGGUGAACUAUAACGAGAGCUCUGAUGAAGAGAGGAGUAGCCCGGAGACACCUCUGCAGGAGCCCACCUGUGUGGAUGAUAUUCACCCACGCUUCACUGUGGCUCUAAUCUCCAGACGAAGCCGUCACCGUGCAGGAAUGCGCUACAAGCGGAGGGGCGUGGAUACUGACGGACACGUGGCCAACUAUGUGGAAACGGAGCAGCUGAUCCAUGUGCACAGUCACACGCUGUCCUUUGUACAAACGCGAGGCUCUGUCCCUGUGUUUUGGAGCCAAGCUGGGUAUCGCUACAACCCCAGACCUCGGAUAGAGAAAGGCGAGAGGGAAACUAUGCCUUAUUUUGCUUCUCACUUUGAACAGCAAGUUCAGAUUCACAAAAAACUGGUGAUUAUUAAUUUAGUGGACCAAAAUGGACGCGAGAAGAUGAUUGGUGAUGCUUACCUCAAACAAGUUCUGCUUUACAAUAAUUCCAACCUAACAUAUGUUUCAUUCGAUUUCCAUGAGCACUGUCGAGGGAUGAAGUUUGAGAAUGUGCAGACUCUCACUGAUGCCAUCUCUGACAUUAUCACAGACAUGAGAUGGGCCUGGGUGGACCAAGCAGGAGUCAUCUGCCAACAAGAAGGCAUCUUCCGGGUUAACUGCAUGGAUUGCUUGGACAGGACUAAUGUGGUACAGGCAGCUAUCGGCCGCGUGGUCAUGGAACAGCAGCUGAAAAAACUUGGUGUAAUGCCACCCGAGCAGCCACUGCCCCUCAAGUGUUACAGGAUCUAUCAGGUGAUGUGGGCCAACAAUGGAGACACCAUUAGCCGUCAGUAUGCUGGCACAGCUGCCCUAAAGGGAGAUUUCACACGAACAGGAGAGCGAAAGUUAGCGGGGGUGAUGAAGGAUGGUGUGAACUCAGCUAAUCGUUACUAUCUGAACCGUUUCAGAGAUGCCUACCGACAGGCCGUCAUUGACCUCAUGAUGGGCCUUCCAGUAACGGAAGACCUGUACUCCAUCUUCAGCAAAGAGAAAGAGCAGGAGGAGAAAGAGAGGGAGAGCCAAAGAGGAGCUCAGGAGCAGGUCAGCCUCCUGCUGCAGACAUACAUGCAGCUGCUGCUGCCUGAUGAUGAGAAGUUUCACGGUGGAUGGGCACUUAUCGACUGUGAUCCAAGUCUUAUAGAUGCCACUCACAAAGAUGUUGAUGUUCUUCUGCUGUUGUCCAACUGUGCAUAUUAUGUGGCCUACUAUGAUGAGGAGGCGGACAAAGUCAACCAGUAUCAGAGACUAAGUUUAGAAGGACUUGAAAAGAUCGAAAUUGGUCCAGAACCGACUCUUUUCGGAAAGCCUAAAUACUGCUGCAUGCGGCUACACUAUAAGAACGGGGAGAUGAGUGGUUACUUCCAUACACUGAGGGCUGUCACACGAAAUCCAGAAGAUGAUGGAAAAGACACACUCCAGUGCAUUGCGGAAAUGCUUCGUAUUACAAAGCAAGCUAUGGGGCUUGACGUCCAGGUUGUUGAGAAGAAACUAGAGAGGAGACACAGCAAACCACAUGAGGAUAUAAUGGGAAUACAAGGGAAAGCCGUGGACCAAGUCCUUGGGUCUGGUUUGGCUCAAGGCAAAAGUUUCCUUUUGAACAAGUUUUCAACACUAAACCAGAAAGUGAAGCAGACAAAGACUAACGUGAACAUUGGAAACUUCAAGCCCUUGGGGAAACUAGGGACCUUCUCGAAGCCUGAGGUAAAAGUGAACUUCCUCAAGCCAAACUUGCAUAUGAACCUCUGGAAAUCAGACAGCAGUUUAGAGACUCAUGAUGGCAAUACGGGUUCAGCAGCCCUGAAAGUCCUUAAUGACGAACAUUCAGAGGAGAUUUCCUCUGAUUCUGAUUCAUACAACUCUGACGAGCAGCCUCGUUCAGGCUCUCGGGAAAACGUAGACUACGUGCUUCCUAGCUGUGGAAUUGUAGCAUCUGCACCACGACUUGGCAGUCGUUCGCAGUCAAUUGGCAGCGUCGAGCUUGCGGUGCCCUCUGUCAUCCGAGUCACAGGAUGUGAUGACAAGACAGCAGAUAGCUUGUCAGUUGGCCUGGAUGGCCAGUCUCCCGGGUCCGCCUCGGUGGCUGAGGAAGCCAUUCUGAUUGACUUCGGGACACCUAUCGAUGCUUACUGCCACCAAUUUGUCCAGGAUGCCAAGAUCAAACCAAUAGAGGUGUUUGAGGAUGUGGCUCCAGCACCCAAACCGCAAGCGCCUCAAGCCCCCUCAGCUCCAGACGCAAAGCUGGGGUCUUCACAUUCCCAACAGCAGCUUCCUCGCCCAUCCCAGCUUGAGGUAGAGUCCUCCGUCCAUGGGGCAAAUCUUCUGACUGUUCAGCCUGCCACAUCAUGCGGGUCACAAAAGAGCCUGGAAGGUGUCACAGGACCCUCCCCCGCAGACAGCAACGGAAGCCGGGUUGUGUCGCCCUUCGCAAAGAUCAGGAGCUCCAUGGUGCAGGUGGCUAGUUUAACCCAAGCUGGACUUACCCAAGGCAUCAACUUUGCUGUAGCAAAAGUACAGAAAAGCCCAGAACCAGACGCUGUCAACGAAACCCAAGAGAAUGAAUUGCGAGCGAUGUUUACACAGUGCCAGACCAGGAUCAUUCAGAUAUAGCGUGCUUAGCGGAUGUGUUUUUAGCGUUUGAUCGUGACUUCCAGUACAGUAACUUUAGCAUAAGCUCACAAAAGUCAAGCCACACUCCUAUUUGUCUCUCCAGUUAACAGAACCAAAGUUUACAGCCAGUGUUGAGUAGUAAGUAGUACGAUUAACUCGACCAAGUCGAAUCCUAAACAUCUUUAUAUUGCUGGUUUGCAUGUUAAGAAGUAACCCUGAGGUAGAUUAGGACAGGCAAGUUUUAUUGCAUGUCGAGACCCAAGACCUAGAUAUGUCAUGUAACCCCAUUUGUGCAGUAAAUUUCACUGGCUGUCGUAGCUGUAACUAAAACCUUUCCUGAUUGGAAUAUCUAUCAGUGGGUGGCUUAAUAUUUCACGUUAGACAACCAGACAGUACAGUUAUAUGGAUAUCUUUGAUGUGGUGUUUGUCAUAAAAAUAUACCAAAAUAGGACCAGAGUAGUUGUGUAGGGUCUAUGGUCAAAUUAUAUUAUUCAACUGUAAAAAAGUAUUGUAUGUAAGUACUGUAGCAGUUUCCUUUAGAACUCUCUAAUUAAGAUGUUUAUAGACAGAGAAUUAUAUUUACAUGCUCUUAAGUUCAUAAUCAUAGCUGAUGGAAACAAGACGCCUCUGUUGAUCCGAUCAUGCAACUAAAUCAUUCUGUCAAACAAAACGUUCGUUUCAUAGCAUUAGCAGAUGACUCAAACAACUAUUUAUUGUCACAAGUUUAUUUUGAGAAAGGCUUAUGUCUUAAAAUUUAACAUCCAUGUCUUAUUUUUCAGUUGUAUGUGAUGGGAUAAUGUAACGGUGGUCUGCUGAUAUCUUAAAAUGCUCUGCUUGUUCAUUGGGGGACGUUCAUAUGCAGAUAUGACUGGUUUUAAGUACCUGUAAAAACCUCAAAUUAAUUGUUUGCAGUUGCUGGACCUCCGUAUGCAUAUAUAAUGACUUUUGACUGGUAUUUGACAUAGGUCUGAUGCAAGGUACCCUCGAUUAUCAAUGUUUUGCACUCAUUAAAUGGCAAGAGCAAGCCAUAUCAAAUUGCUAAAUACAGGUUUUUGACAAGUCUACCUAUAAAUCUGUUUUCAUUCAGUUUACAUUUAUUUCUGUCUGUAGUAUCUAUGCCAUGUCUUUAGAUUCACGUUGGCUUGAAGGCAUUUGCUUUAAAAUUGAGAAGUGAUUAGAUCAUCUUUUGAAGCCUUACCCUAUAUAUUGUAGAUUUGGAAAAAACUAUUUCAAGCCUUACUGGGUGAUAUCUAGUGGAUCCUAGUUUAAUUAUGCAUUAAUUACUGUUGUUUAAGUGCAGAUCCUGUGGGAUUGAUCUUUGUGUAUCAAGAGACGCUGAAAUAGUUCAAUAUCUUAUGGGCUAAAUAAUAUCAAAAGGUCUGAAUAAGACACUGUGAUCUCAUGUGAACAUCAAUGAGAACGUUAUAUUGGCUUUUAGAGCUGGUUUAUCAGUUCUUUGGGCCACAGUUAGCUCUUUAAACCCACCAUGAGCUUUGUUUCUCACACGUCAUUUCUUACUUGUCUUUCUCUCAGAAGUACUGUAGCAUAGAGUGCUGUGCUGUUACACAAUGUUCUUGACAUUCCUGGAGCUGGUACGUGGUUUUGAUAAGCUUCCGAGAUUGAAACUGUCUUGAGUUUUAAUAUAUGGUGGCUGUUAUGCAACAGUGAUAAAUACAAGCGCAGUAGAUUUGGUGGCAAGCUGACUUUUUUUUUUUUUUUUACUAUUUAAGAUGACAUGCACUGGACUGCACUCUGUUCUUUGCUUUAAAUUUAAAAUGUUGUUCUUUGGCAGAGGUUUAUGCUGAGGAUCUUGACAAACAUUCCUCUCAUUUUUGGAGGUGGGGUAGAUUUAUGUUUUUGAUUAUGUAUGAAUUUUUAAUUUUCUAUGCAUAAAGACUUGCACUGUCCUUUGUGGUUGUUCCCCGAACAUCUUGCAAUUUGUUGCAAUUUGUCACAAAGUGCUUUUGAAUCCACUUUUUAUUUUCAAUGUUUGUAACUGACCUGAACUGACAUGUAUCAUAUAACAUUUUGUCUAACAGUCUUGUAAAUCAUGUGCAGCUUCUUCACAUUUGAGAGAACGUUGUCCUCCAUAGAUGUUUGUGAAUUGUUUUCAUCCAUUGUACCCAACAUUUUAUUGCAGAGUAUUUAUUCAAAAUUCAUGUUCUCAAGCUUAUUCCCCAGUAUUUUCCUAUGUUAAUAACAAUGUAAACUGCUGUAUUUUAAAAUGUAAUGGGAUGUGCCUGGGAGGAUUUUUAAGUAAAU